AUUAAUAAUUCAAGGAACGUGCAUGAAUCUGUAUGAGAGAAAUACUUCAUAUACCUAACAAAUAUUAUGUUUUAUUGGUUUUUUUCUGCUUAGAUUAAACAAGUCAGAAAUAAGUUUACAUGUUAUUUAAUGGAGGGGUCACAGAGAAAUGGAAAUUUGGUUUUUGCAGUUAAUGGAGAGAGAUUUGAGUUAGCAUGUGUUGAUCCUUCUACUACUUUGCUUCAGUUCUUGAGAUAUCAUGCUUCUUUCAAGAGUCCCAAGCUUGGUUGUGGUGAAGGUGGUUGUGGAGCUUGUGUUGUUUUAGUCUCAAAGUAUGAUCCCAAGCUAAACAAAGUUGAAGAUUUUAGUGUGAGUUCAUGCCUUACACUUCUUUGUAGUUUAAAUGGUUGUGCUAUUACUACAAGUGAUGGUCUUGGUAACACCAGAGAUGGCUAUCACCCAAUUCACCAAAGAUUUGCUGGUUUCCAUGCAUCUCAAUGUGGCUUUUGCACUCCUGGAAUGUGUAUGUCGUUUUUCUCGGCUCUUGUCAAUGCCGAUAAAGGGAACCAUCAAGUUUCUCCUCCACAAGGAUUCUCUAGUCUGACUUCAUUUGAAGCUGAAAAGUCCAUUUCGGGGAACCUUUGUCGUUGCACUGGAUACCGGCCCAUCGCUGAUGCUUGUAGGAGUUUUGCUUCUGAUGUUGAUAUAGAGGAUUUGGGACUCAAUACCUUUUGGAAAAAUGGAGAUUCCACAGAAACCAAAGCCAGUAAAUUGCCUCCCUAUGAUCCAAGUAAGGAUCUUGUUACAUAUCCUGAAUUCUUGAAAAGUGAAUCCAUCACGUGUUUGGAUUCCACGAGGUAUUCUUGGUUUAGCCCUGUUUCUAUAGAGGAGCUACAAAGCUUGUUGAAUUCUAGUGUGGCUGAAAAUGUUGGGAGUGUUAAAAUAGUUGUUGGCAAUACUGGCACUGGUUAUUACAAGGAAACACAGCGCUAUGACCAGUACAUCGAUCUGAGGCGUAUCCCUGAACUUUCGAUCCUCAAUAGGGAUCGCAAAGGAAUUGAAAUCGGAGCAACUGCGACAAUAUCUAGAGUUAUUUCAUUUCUGAAUGAGGGAACCGAUGUCAAUUUGGGAUUGUAUGGAAAGAUGGUGUCCCAAAAGUUGGCUCAACAUAUGGAGAAGAUUGCUAAUCCGUUCGUCAGAAACACUGCCAGUGUGGGGGGAAAUUUAGCUAUGGCGCAGAAGUUUGGUUUUCCGUCUGAUAUGUCUACAUUAUUUCUUGGAGUAGAUGCUACGGUUAGUAUAUUGACCAUUCAUGGACGAGAAAAACUUAAAUGGGAGGAGCUCUUAGCAAGGCCAGCAUUAGACUCAAGAAGUGUGCUUCUAAGUGUUCGGAUCCCUUUUAAAAAGGACGGAAAUAUUCUUCAGAACUUUUCGAAGUUUUUGUUUGAAACCUAUCGAGCUGCACCGCGACCUCUCGGAAGUGCAUUGGCAUAUGUAAAUGCUGCUUUCUUAGCUGAUGUUUCUCCCCGAAGAAACGGGGUCGUGAUACAUUCAAUCAGGUUGGCAUUUGGUGCUUUUGGCACAAAUCAUGCGAUAAGGGCGAAAACAGUAGAGAAACAUCUAAGCGGGAAAAUAUUGAACGUCAAGAUUCUGUAUGAAGCAGUGAAAUUUGUCAAGCUAGACAUAGUCCCUGAACCAGGGACUUCAUACCCUGAGUACAGGUCAAGCUUGGCUGUCAGUUUUCUGUUCAAGUUUUUGUAUCCGCUUACCAAUGUUGAUUCCGCCGUUUCCAGUGGUUUGUUCGACGGAGUUGGUGAAACUUUUGUAGAAGAUGGUGAUACUAGUCAAGGAAAUACACAGACAAUACUAUCACCUGCUGAGCAGGUUGUGGAAUCAAGUACCGAGUACUAUCCAGUCGGUGAGCCGAUGAAGAAGUAUGGAGCUGCCAUGCAAGCUUCUGGUGAAGCUGUUUAUGUAGACGACAUUCCAUCACCACCAAACUGUCUACACGGGGCAAUUAUCUAUAGUACAAAACCACUAGCAAGGGUAAAGAACAUUCAUCUCCAGCGUGAGCCUAAUUCAUUAGCAGAGGGAAUUAUUGGCAUUAUCACAUUUAAAGAUAUCCCGAGCAGAGGGGAAAAUGUAGGAGCUUUGAGCCAGUUUGGCACUGAACCUUUAUUUGCAGAGGAUCAUUGCGAAUAUGCUGGUGAUCGAAUUGCUGUUGUGGUUGCUAAAAGUCAGAGGUCUGCUGAUGUGGCUGCAAGAACAGCCGUUGUUGAAUAUGACACGGAAAACAUAGAUUCGCCGAUUUUAACUGUUGAGGAGGCUGUUGAGAGGUUAAGUUUUCUUCAAGGUCCCGUGUUUCUGGACACUGAACCGGUUGGUGAUUUCUCAAAAGGAAUGGCUGAAGCUGACCACAAAAUUCUUUCUGCUGAGUUGAGACUUCCAUCAGAGUACUACUUUUAUAUGGAGCCACAGACUACCUUAGCAGUUCCUGAUGAGGACAACACGAUGGUUGUUUAUGCUUCAACUCAGUUCCCUGAGAAUACGCAUAGUGUGAUUGCUCGUUGUCUUGGUGUUCCCGAGCAUAAUAUCCGCGUGAAAACAAGAAGGGCUGGAGGUGGCUUUGGUGGCAAGGCAAUAAGAAAUAUGCCAGUUUCCACAGCCUGUGCACUUGCAGCGUACAAGUUACGACAUCCUGUCAGGAUAUACGUCAACAGAAAUACUGACAUGGUAAUAACGGGAGGAAGACACCCCCUGAAAGUAACGUACAGUGUUGGAUUCAAGUCAAACGGGAAGGUCACAGCCUUACAUGCUGAUAUCUUAAUAAAUGGAGGGAUAUCAGAUGAUAUAACCCCUGUCAUAGCGUCUCAUGUAAUCGCAGCGCUCAAGAAAUACAAUUGGGGUGCCUUUUCUUUCAAUUUAAAGAAUUGCAAGACAAACCUUACCAGCAAAUCAUCUAUGCGGGCACUGGGGGAUGUCCAAGGAUCAUAUAUUGCAGACGUUAUAAUAGAACAUGUAGCAAGUGUACUGGAAAUGGAGGUGGACUCUGUCAGUAGCCAAAAUGUUCAUACUUAUGAAAGCCUUAAAUUAUUCUACGAGCAUAGUGCUGGAGAACCAGGAGAAUAUACCUUGCCUAGUAUCAUGGAUCAGUUGGCGACAUCCUCAAGAUUUUUUGAUAGAAGAAAGAUGAUAGAUGAAUUUAAUGAGAAAAACACGUGGAAGAAACGGGGCAUUUCUCGAUUGCCAAUCGUGCAUGAAGUUACGCAACACGCGACACCAGCAAAAGUAAGCGUCCUGCAGGACGGAUCGAUAGUUUGUGAAGUUGGAGGGGUUGAAAUCGGCCAAGGGCUAUGGACAAAGGUUAAACAGGUGAUCGCCUACACUCUUAGUUUAAUCGAGAGAAGUUGGAGCGAAGAACUCGUGGAGAAGGUGCGAAUCAUACAAAUAGAUACAUUAAGCUUAGUGCAAACUGGAUAUACCGCUGAAAGCACCAAGUCCGAAUCAAGCUGUGAAGCUGCUCGACGUUGCUGUAAUAUCCUGGUUGAAAGACUGACUCCUCUGAAGGAAAAACUUCAAGAACAAAAUGGUUCUGUCGACUGGACUACACUGAUUCGCGAGGCAGAAGCUCAACCAAUAGAUCUACAAGCACAUGCUUAUUUUGUCCCAGAUUCAAGUUCCGGGCAAUAUUUGAACUAUGGUGCUGCUGUUAGCGAGGUUGAGAUAGAUAUUUUGACAGGACAGCCAAGAAUUAUGCAAUCAGAUAUUAUAUACGACUGUGGUCAGAGCUUGAAUCCAGCUGUUGACUUGGGACAGAUUGAAGGGGCUUUUGUACAGGGAAUUGGAUAUUUUAUGCUUGAAGAAUAUCUUACAAACGAAGACGGAUUGAUGGUUACAAAUAGCACGUGGACAUACCAUAUCCCGACGAUUGAUACCAUAUCUAAGCGUUUGAAUGUUCGUGUGUUAAACAGUGGACAUCACAAAAAACGUAUUCUAUCAUCUAAAGCUUCUGGUGAACCGCCAUUGCUUCUAGCAGCUACAAUCCAUUCUGCUAUAAGGGCAGCCAUUAGAGAAGCCCGAAAACAGCUGAAACGUUGGGGUAAACUCGAGGAGUCUGAUUCGAAAUUUUAUCUGGAUGUACCUGCCAUAAUGCCUGUUGUGAAGACAACUUGUGACCUAGACUAUGUGGAGAAAUACUUGGAAACUUUGAUCAGCAAACCAUCCACCUAAAUUUCCGAUUAACACGCCUUAAUCGGUGAGUGUCCAAGGCCUCAAUUUUACGAAAACAUGUUCUAACGUCCCAUACUUUGCACAUUUGUUUUGGUACGAGGGUCGAUUGGAGCACCAAUGUGUAUUUUAUGUAAAGGUCCUCUAAUGUCUACAUGAAGCUAAAUAGUUAGUAGUACAUUAUUUUGCUUGAUGACUAUUUGCAUUAUUCUAUUGAUAGAAAUAUGAACAAAUUCACUUUGUUCUUUGUGUGUAUAAG
This is a messenger RNA of Lycium ferocissimum, 4465 nucleotides long. RefSeq names its product aldehyde oxidase 4-like. Bases 130 to 4209 code for a protein of 1359 amino acids. Lineage: Eukaryota; Viridiplantae; Streptophyta; Magnoliopsida; Solanales; Solanaceae. The record is from RefSeq and is a predicted model, not a curated record. The transcript has 10 exons. Gene Ontology annotation, molecular function: oxidoreductase activity; 2 iron, 2 sulfur cluster binding; iron ion binding.